CCGGUGACAUAUUGCACAAAGUUUAAAGAUUCAGUGUGGGACAGAAAUUCAUUUACCAACGGUUUUGAUGGACAGCAAACAUGAAUAUUAAAAUCCCCAAGAAUCAAGUGUCUAUCACCAUGAGACAUCAGUCCAGAAAGAAAGUCUGAAAACUGUUGGAUGAAAUCGCUAUUAAAUCUGGCAGGUCUGUACACGAGUGCACAGAAAACAGGACCCUAGACAUCCAUAGCUGGAUACAUGUCCGUGGGUAGCAUUCUGCAUUUAAAAGAGUUUCUAAAAACAGUGGCAACGCCUCCUUCUCGCCCCGAAGUCCAUGUUACAGUCACAGUCUGGUGGUGUUCGACCCCACAGGGCCAUUUGUUCGCCAUGAUUCAGCCAGGUCUUUGUGAAUAAAUAGUCCAACGAUUGUGAUGUAAAAAAGUCAUUCAAAAUAAAGAUUUGUUCAAUUUCUAUCUUGCGUUUACAAGUGCCUUCUUACUAGUGGGUUCAUUUGCGCUUUUAGCUGAAAUAGAAGAUGUGUUUCUGUGAGCUGAGAUUAUCGAACUUGACCACCCGCUUCACAUCACUUACACCAGUCGGAGGGUGAUGCAGAGCAGCGCAAUAGUUGUAAACUCCAGCUGACACGCAGGACGAGGAAUUCAGUCGCUCUAAAUUGAGAGACGAGUAGUAUAUAACCAUUCGGAAGUAAAAUAACAGUAUAUGAGUGCAAACAAACAUGGAGAUCCCUGCUGGGCUUGGUAAAGACCGAUGACUAAACUCCAGCAGGCCAGAAUGGCACAGCAUAAUCAAUGAUCCAACAACGCAGAAUCGAAAUUCAGCAUCUGUGCACUCCAGCUCCACUGGACAUGGACAAUGUGCAGGAAGUCAAGCUGCCCAUUUAAAAACUGCACAUAACAUCGACCAUAUGGCAGAAAAAUCAAGCUGCCCAAUUAGAGCGCUGCGUACUGCAUCUGUCUCAGCGAAAACCAUCGAAUGAAAAGAGGGCAGAAGAGAAGAGAUAAACAGGAGGAUGGAGGAGGCCCAAGCCCUGGUGUCCCUGAAAACUGCAAAAAGCUUCGUCAAGAGGGUUCAGAGGAACUUGUGCAGGAGCAAGGGCACUACAACCCAGAAAGCACUGUAGACUGGGGCUGCCUGCCUCAGGAGAUCCUGCUGCAGAUUUUCCAGUAUCUGCCCUUACUGGAUCGGGCUUUUGCCUCACAGGUGUGCAGGGGCUGGAACCAAGCUUUUCACAUGCCUGAGCUCUGGAGGUGCUUUGAGUUUGAGCUCAACCAGCCUGCCAGCUCUUACUUGAAGGCCACACACCCAGACCUCAUCAAGCAAAUCAUCAAGAGACACUCCAACCACCUUCAGUAUGUCAGUUUCAAGGUGGACAGUAGCACUGAGUCUGCAGAAGCAGCCUGCGAUAUCCUGUCUCAGCUGGUGAACUGCUCGCUCAAAACCUUGGGGCUUAUAUCCACAGCUCGACCCAGCUUCAUGGAGUUGCCUAAGUCUCAUUUCAUCUCAGCUCUGACUGUGGUUUUCGUAAACUCCAAGUCCCUGUCCUCGCUGAAGAUUGAUGACACGCCAGUAGAUGACCCGUCACUGAAAGUUCUUGUAGCCAAUAACAGCGACACACUCAAACUGCUGAAGAUGAGCAGCUGCCCUCAUGUCUCACCUGCAGGCAUUCUGUGUGUGGCUGACCAGUGCCAUGGCCUACGUGAGCUAGCACUUAACUAUCACCUGCUAAGUGACGAGCUGCUGCUGGCAUUGUCAUCUGAGCGCCACGUGCACCUGGAGCAUCUACGGAUUGAUGUGGUGAGUGAGAACCCAGGGCAGAUGCAGUUCCAUACCAUCAAGCGGAGCAGCUGGGAGGCCAUGGUUCGCCACUCGCCCAAGUUCAGCCUUGUCAUGUACUUCUUCCUGUACGAGGAUGAGUUUGGGCCAUUCUUCCGUGAUGAAGUGCCUGUAACUCACCUCUACUUCGGCCGCUCUGUGAGCAAGGAGGUGCUGGGCCGUGUGGGGAUGACGUGCCCUCGCUUGAUUGAGCUAGUGGUGUGUGCCAACGGCCUGCGUCCUCUCGACGAGGAGCUGAUUCGCAUUGCUGAGCGCUGUCAGCAUCUGUCAGCCAUCGGCCUUGGAGAGUGUGAGGUCUCCUGCAGCGCAUUUGUGGAGUUUGUGAAGAUGUGUGGCUGCCGCCUCUCUCAGCUCUCCAUCAUGGAGGAGGUGCUAGUGCCCGACCACAAAUAUGGCCUUGACGACAUACACUGGGAGGUGUCAAAACACCUGGGCCGUGUCUGGUUCCCUGAUAUGAUGCCCACCUGGUAGGGUACGGCCACACCAUUUUGCACAGGGUUUACCUUCUUCUGCAAACCAAGCCUUGCCCUAUUCCUUGAGAAAUUACACACAUUUCACUGAAUUUGCAGUGUUAAUGGGAGGUGUUUAGUUGAAAAACCUUAAUAUCCUUCUGUCUGAUUUUUGGGCGGAGCAACAAAACAUUUUUCUCUGAUGCAUCUUAGCUUCCCUUGUUGUUAAUGUCUCCACUCGCAACGCAUUAACGGAGAUGUAAAUUAAGAAAAUGAAACACAGUUUAUCAGAGCUUUUUCACUAUACAAGAAGGCAAGCACAUGCACAAGUAGCUUUAAUAAGGUAAGCUAAUAAGCUUAGUUACAGCUCAUAACUGGUUAGGUUUAUUUACUUUCCUGAAAUCAAUUUUGCAAGCAUUAAUUGUCCUUCUUAACAAUUAAUUUAAAAAAAUAAAAGACUAAACACUAAUGCUAGCGAUUUCAGAUACAGCAAGUAGUAAGCAGCUUCUGGGAUUUUUUUUCUGCUAUAAUGAUGUAACAUGUACAUGACACAUGUUAUGUAUGUCUGACCAAUACCAUGCUCACACACACUGGCUGCAGCCUAGACACCUCCAAAGCCACAGGUUAUAAUUAGUGGGCAUCAUAGGAGUAUGGCAUGUUGCACACAGUCUCACAAGCUUACAUUGCACCCAGUGUUCCCAGUAUAGGCUCCAUGACCCUGAUCAGCACAAAGGGUUUACUGAAAGUGAGUGAGUGAGACAUGUACAUGUGCUUAUGAAAUCAUUUUUUACGUGUGUUUCUCAGUUUGAAAUACACGGAUUAAUCUUCUUAUAGCUAUUUUGAUAAAAGUCCAAUUUGCAUAUGCUUUUAAGGGGUUUCCCUCAUAGGUUUGCACUAUUCAUGCCAUGUCAAUAUUUUUGUCAGAGGCAUAAAUUGCAGUGAUUAAAUAGUGGGGAUUUUUCCAGUCAUAAAGACUUACUAUCGUGAGACAUUCAACAUAAACUGUAUGACUGAAAACCUUCACAGUCCUUCUGAAUAAUAUUUUAUUUAUGUAUACAUGUAAAUGUUAUUCUUCUCACUUUGUGUGUCUGUUUUUGUUGUUUUGUUUGGGGUUUUUUGCCAUUUAGUUUUUUUAGCUGGAACUGUAAGUGAUGGAAAUGCUAAAUAGAAAUUAUGCUCCAGAAGAAGAGGACUUUUUCAGCAAGUAAAUGUGCCAAACUGCUUUCUACUGAACCUUAUCCAUUGGCGAUUCAGUAUUACUUUCUGUGGCUUUUGAUUUGAUAAAUGUCUGUAAAAAGAGUACAUUUGCAAGGUGGCAGAGUGUAGCACAGAAAUUCAAGGUAAGGUAUUGAAGAGUAGGAAUGAAUAAUUGAAUUAUAGAGUAUAUUUUGCUUUGAUAGUGUAGGCAUAUUUGAGAUGAAAACGAAUGUCACUAAAUCAAAAUGAGCAAUGCAAUCAUUCUCAGUGUCAGUGAGAUUUUUGAUAAACAAAUCUUUCAUUAAUUUAAGACACUGCUGUUUAAGCCAAAAUACUGUCUUGAGAGGACGGCAAGCUUUCAAUUGGUACAAUUUUGUAAGGAUCAUGUAAAGGUCUGCCACUUUAGUAACAGCAGUUAGUCGGUCUAAUUUUCCCCCUGAAUCAGAGACUUCUAAUUCUGUUUACUUAUUAUAAUACACUGGGCAACUAAACAUUCCUAAUGAGAAGCAAACGUAUGCCAUCAAAUGUAUCUGUUACACACACACAAAAUAGUUUUGUGGCAUUAUUAAAACUUGUAAUGUUAUUUCUUUUUGACAAAAGGUAAAAUGACAGCUUGAGUUCUGUUUAUAAGCAACAUAACAUGUUCAUGAGAACAUACGUUGUACAUUAUUGGACAAUUGGAUGCUUAGUUAUUAUAUCUUGACAAGGUGUUUUGUUGUUCCAUUAGUUUGUGUACGAGUAAACGAAAUAUUUAUUCAAUCCUAA
This is a messenger RNA of Ictalurus furcatus (blue catfish), 4244 nucleotides long. RefSeq names its product F-box and leucine-rich repeat protein 3b (gene fbxl3b). The coding region runs from base 973 to 2304 and encodes 443 amino acids. The record is from RefSeq and is a predicted model, not a curated record. Gene Ontology annotation, biological process: entrainment of circadian clock by photoperiod; regulation of cell cycle; SCF-dependent proteasomal ubiquitin-dependent protein catabolic process. The transcript is spliced from 5 exons. Lineage: Eukaryota; Metazoa; Chordata; Actinopteri; Siluriformes; Ictaluridae. Gene Ontology annotation, cellular component: SCF ubiquitin ligase complex; nucleus; cytosol. Gene Ontology annotation, molecular function: protein binding.